AGGACCAAGCAGCCCAGCCUUUUCCCCCGGACCUUUCGGUGCUGUGCCCACACCUCCAGGCGGCCACUCGGGUACCAAAGGAGCUGAAAUGAGAAAAAGGCAGCAGUCGCAAAAUGAAGGAACAUCUGCUAUGUCUCAAGCCCCUGGAAACCAGAGGCCUAACAACACGUGCUGCUUUUGUUGGUGCUGUUGCUGCAGCUGCUCCUGCCUCACUGUUAGGAAUGAAGAUAGAGGUGACAAUGCGGGAAGGCCAACACAUACAACAAAAAUGGAAAGCAUCCAGGCAGUAGAAGAAUGCCAAAAUCCCACCCCAGAUGAAAUUAUGUCCUGGUCUCAAAAUUUUGACAAGAUGAUGAAGACGCCAGCGGGGAGAAAUCUCUUCAGGGAAUUUCUUCGAACAGAAUACAGUGAAGAGAACCUACUUUUCUGGCUUGCAUGUGAAGACCUAAAAAAGGAGCAGAACAAGAAAGUUGUUGAAGAAAAAGCCAGGCUUAUAUAUGAAGAUUAUAUUUCUAUACUGUCACCCAAAGAGCAUAAAAAGCUUCAGAGCAGCUGGACCCAGCAAAACAUCAUAUUUACAAUUUUUACAGAUAAAUAAAUUGAAGCUCAGAGACAUUAAGAAACCCUCAGAGUUACAUAGCUUUAGUAAUUGGCAGAGUCAGGAGACUCGACCCCCAGUUCCUCUGACUCUAAAUCUAGUUUUCUCCAGUGAGCCUGUGAUUCAAUCUAAUAACAGAGUUCCUGCUGAAGACAAGGAUGCCAUAAUCUGAAUCAAUCUCCUGUUACUAUGGUAGACUUCUCAGGGUUUAUAUUUGUAUCUUGCCUUUGCCGAGUACCCCUGACUAAUACAGAAAUAUUUCUCAAACAAGCAGUAAGCUAUUAAGGUAUGUAUUUAUUUAAAAAAAAUCGAAUGCCUGUAAUUUUAAAAAAGUAUAUUUUAGCCACUAGUUACUAAGUUUGUAAUUUUUUUUCAAUUUACUGUUGUGCCAAACAUUGUUAAUCAUUAAUUUCCUUAUGGUUCUUGAGCACAGAAGAA
Molecule: messenger RNA, 1036 nt
Organism: Phascolarctos cinereus (koala)
Lineage: Eukaryota; Metazoa; Chordata; Mammalia; Diprotodontia; Phascolarctidae
Source: RefSeq, a predicted model, not a curated record